Helianthus annuus (common sunflower) is the source of this 1990-nucleotide messenger RNA. RefSeq names its product 2,3-bisphosphoglycerate-independent phosphoglycerate mutase. Gene Ontology annotation, molecular function: manganese ion binding. The transcript has 9 exons. Lineage: Eukaryota; Viridiplantae; Streptophyta; Magnoliopsida; Asterales; Asteraceae. The record is from RefSeq and is a predicted model, not a curated record. Bases 109 to 1785 code for a protein of 558 amino acids. Gene Ontology annotation, biological process: glucose catabolic process. Gene Ontology annotation, cellular component: cytoplasm.
ACUUGCGAUCACUAGACACUUCCUUCCAUUCCAUUCCAUGCUAUUCUUCUAAUCAAUCAAACCUUGUUUCAUUUAACAGACACAAACCAAACCGAACCGAACACAACCAUGGCGGCAACCACCGGAACAUCAUGGAAACUGGCGGAUCACCCGAAACUACCAAAAGGAAAGACCAUCGCCGUCGUCGUUCUGGACGGUUGGGGUGAAGCUUCUCCCGACAAAUACAAUUGCAUCCAUGUCGCCGAAACUCCAACAAUGGAUUCCCUAAAAACCACUGCUCCUGAUCGGUGGAGACUGGUGAGGGCACAUGGUACUGCCGUGGGGCUUCCCACAGAGGAUGAUAUGGGGAAUAGUGAAGUUGGACACAAUGCUCUUGGUGCUGGAAGAAUUUUUGCUCAAGGGGCAAAACUUGUAGAUCUUGCUCUUGCCUCUGGAAAAAUAUAUGAAGAUGAAGGUUUCAGUUACAUCAAGGAAUCUUUCGCCAACAACACUCUACACCUUAUUGGAUUAAUGAGUGAUGGCGGUGUGCACUCUCGCCUGGAUCAAUUACAGUUGUUGCUCAAAGGUGCUAGUGAACGUGGUGCCAAGAGGAUACGCGUUCAUGUACUGACUGAUGGUCGUGAUGUCGUAGAUGGUACAAGUGUCGCUUUUGCUGAAACGCUUGAAAAAGAUCUAGCUGAGUUACGUGGUAAAGGCAUUGAUGCACAAGUUGCUUCUGGUGGAGGCCGCAUGUAUGUCACCAUGGAUCGUUAUGAGAACGACUGGGAAGUUGUGAAACGCGGUUGGGACGCUCAAGUUCUCGGUGAAGCGCCGCACAAGUUUAAAAACGUUGUUGAGGGAAUCAAGAAGCUGAGGGAAGCACCGAAUGCUAACGACCAAUACUUACCACCGUUUGUGAUUGUUGAUGAUAACGGGAAGCCUGUGGGUCCCAUAAUGGAUGGUGAUGCUGUUGUGACAUUCAACUUUAGAGCAGAUCGUAUGACGAUGCUUGCACAAGCCCUCGAGUAUGAAAAGUUUGAUAAAUUUGACAGAGUGCGGUUCCCCAAAAUCCGCUACGCUGGAAUGCUUCAAUAUGAUGGCGAGUUGAAGCUUCCAAAUCAUUACCUUGUUUCUCCUCCGUUGAUCGAGAGGACUUCUGGUGAAUAUCUAGUUAAUAACGGUAUCCGUACCUUUGCCUGCAGUGAAACGGUCAAAUUUGGUCAUGUUACAUUUUUCUGGAAUGGGAACCGUUCCGGGUAUUUUAACAAAGAGUUGGAGGAAUACGUGGAAAUUCCAAGUGAUAGUGGAAUUACGUUCAAUGUCCAACCGAAGAUGAAGGCUCUCGAGAUUGGUGAGAAGGCCCGUGAUGCCAUACUCAGUCGCAAGUUUGACCAGAUAAGGGUGAAUAUACCAAAUGGUGACAUGGUUGGGCAUACUGGUGACAUCGAGGCUACAGUUGUGGCCUGCAAAGCUGCUGAUCAAGCUGUUAAGAUGAUUCUUGACGCAAUAGAGCAAGUGGGUGGAAUAUACGUGGUGACUGCCGAUCAUGGUAAUGCAGAAGACAUGGUGAAGAGAAAUAAGAAAGGCGAGCCGCUUGUUGACAAGGAUGGCAAAGUUCAGAUCCAAACCUCACACACUGUACAACCGGUGCCGGUUGCAAUUGGAGGUCCUGGAUUAGCAGCAGGUGUGAAAUUCCGCAAGGAUGUACCGAAUGGUGGGCUGGCUAAUGUAGCAGCAACGGUGAUGAAUCUGCAUGGGUUUGUGGCUCCUGAUGACUAUGAGACAACCCUUAUAGAAGUGGAUUAAGCAGUUUGAAUGGCUUAAUUUGAGUUUAUUAUUAUCAUCUCCUUGAAGAGGUUGAAAUCGAUUAGCAAACAUGACACAUUAUCUCAAUGUGUCGAUUUGAGCUUCUCAAAUUGGAAAUAAAUUGUAACGGAAUAAUAAUAUACCCUUUUGGCUUGAGCCUUGAAAUAUUGAGCUAUUUCGCCUAUUUAUUCAGAUCGUUUCACCA